CAAAAAGCCCUAAAUAAAAAGACCCUGCUUUUGGCAGCUGCCUCUUUUUAUCUCUCCUUCCGCCGAGUAAACGCAGCGACUGACUGAAUCAAUCAUGAUGAGGGGACUAAAACGCGCCGCUGUUUCCGAAUCGUUUCCAGAAGCCAACGAAUCUCCCUUUAAGAAUGCAAAACCAGUGGAAGGAUCCCUGUUGUCGGCAUCAUUGGACAAACAGAGGGCUGAGUUAGCUAGGAAGCAUGUGAGAGCUCUUAAUAACCAAUUUGUAAGUUGGGUGCAAAUACAGCUGAAGAACCAUCCUGAUGAACUUUGGGAAGAUGGGAUGAAUGACUACAUUAGCCAUGCUUCCAACAUUCUGGAAAAGUUUAAAGAUGUUGUCAACUGGCUCAAAGAAAAUAAGGGAAAGGCGGAGAGUGCAUCCCCUGAAUCUCGUGGACCAGAGAAGAAACCAGUGGCGGAAGUCAAGAAUAGCGACGCUAAACCAGUUUCAAAUAACAGCUUGUUUACUUCAAACAAUCAACCUGGGCUGUUUUCAAACAAUCAAUCUUCCAGUUUUUCCAGUAGUGGUUCGUUUUCAAGCCAGCCUGAAGUAUUCUCCAGCAGUCCAUUUGGUUUAGCAUCCAAUAGCCAAACUGGAUCUUUUAGCAGUGGCCAGUUUGGUUUAGCAUCAAAUAGCCAAACCGGAUCUUUUAGCAGUGGCCAGUUUGGUUUAGCAUCAAAUAGCCAAACCGGAUCUUUUAGCAGUAGCCAGUUUGGUUUAGCCAAGAGCAGCCCACCUAGCCUAUUUUCCAGCAGUCAAACAGGUGGAAUCUCUAAUAGCCAACCUUCUUUCUCAUUUUCCAAUAACCAAAACCCUUUUUCAUCUGGAGUUACGCCAGUGUCCAUACCGGCAAAGCGAGACUCUCCAGAUGAUGCAGAGGCUGAAGAUGAACCACCUCAACCGAGCAGCCCAUCUGUCAAAAAGACCGAAGAGAAGGGUGUUACUGUGGUUCAUGAAGUCAAAUGCAAGCUUUAUGUCAAGGCAAAUGACCCAACAGAUAAAGGUGCAUGGAAAGAUAAAGGAACGGGGAAUCUCUACAUAAAAUGCAAAGAAGGCGUUGACAAGGGGACAAAAGAAUCUAAACCCACUAUUCUUGUCAGAAACGAUGUCGGGAAACUGCUUCUGAAUGCUCUACUGUACACUGGAAUCAAGACGAGCGCACAGAAGAACGCACUUGUUGCAAUAUUCCACUCAUCGGAGGAUUCCAAUGAGAAUGUAACACCUAGAACCUUUCUGAUAAGGACAAAGACAGCAGAGGCUAGGGAUAAGUUAGCAACAGCCAUCCAAGAAUACGCACCUUCUUCAUAAAAUGCCGAAGCACAGGCUGAGAUCUUUACUCUACCACCUUUGUUAAUCUUUUAUUGAGCCAUCCACUCUAUUUUUGUCUCCCUUUGUUCUGUAAUAUUAGGAAGGCUUGAUAAAAUUCAUACUCAGUGUUGUAUGAUUUAUAGAGAGAAUGUGAGAGAAGAUAGCCGAACUUAUUCUGUAAGCCUAAUAGAGAAUGUUGUUCCAGUCUUUCUAACUUAAAACUCGAAAACAAUAAAUCAUUCCUUUUUUUAUAUAUUAGUAAUCUGAUUAAUGCAAACAAAGAAGCAGAGUGGCUACUACAUACAUUACAUAUCUAAAUUUAUACAAAAUGAUAGAAAAAAUAAUAGAGGAUCCGUGAAGAUCAAUACUUAACACUCUCCAUUUUGCUUCUGUGAUCUAUGAAUAACGAAAUGAUCCACUACUUUCACGGUAGAAACAGGGUCUUGUUGCGCCGAUGAUGCACACCAUUUACUUGGAAAUUUUCUCUUA
This is a messenger RNA of Eruca vesicaria subsp. sativa (arugula), 1834 nucleotides long. Lineage: Eukaryota; Viridiplantae; Streptophyta; Magnoliopsida; Brassicales; Brassicaceae. The record is from the annotation of a GenBank genome assembly.